GACGAACCAGGAAGUGGAAUCCACAAUAUUUCGUUAACGUGACAAUUUGGGGAGAGCUUUUGCAGAGCAUGUUUCUUUGAAAAUUAUAGGCUAUUUAGUCUAAAUUUCUCCAACUUUAAAUAAAUUAAGUUAUCCAUGAAGGGCUUUAUUGACUGCCACUGUCACAUCUCUGCAAGAGAUUUUGACAAUGACAUAGAAGAUGUGAUUGAGAAUUCUAAAAAGGCUGGGCUUUUAGCCCUACUAGCAGUAGCAGAAAAUGUUGGAGAGUUUGAAAAGAUUAUACAGCUGUCACAGAGGUUCCCAGGCUUUAUUUUCCCUUGUUUAGGUGUCCAUCCUAUACAGGGGACAGCUCCUGAGCCACAGAGAGGAGCCGUACUCCAGGAUUUAGAUGCUGCUUUGCCCCUGAUAGAGAAAUAUAAAGACCAUCUUGUUGCUAUUGGGGAGGUAGGCUUGGAUUUCACCCCCAGAUUUGUCAGUGGUGACGCAGACAAAGACAGUCAAAGACAGGUGCUUAUUCGGCAGGCAGAGAUUGCAAAACAACUGGACCUUCCGCUAAAUGUCCAUUCAAGAUCUGCAGGCAGACCUACUAUACACCUGCUAAAGGAACAAGGUGUUGAGAAAGCUCUUCUUCAUGCUUUUGAUGGGAAACCCUCAGUUGCCAUGGAGGGAGUGAAGGCUGGGUAUUUCUUCUCCAUUCCUCCAUCUAUAGUAAGAAGUGAACAGAAGCAGAAGCUAGUGAAACAGCUGCCGUUGGAGAGCAUGUGCCUAGAAACCGAUUCACCUGCCUUGGGUCCAGAGAAACAGGUGAGAAAUGAGCCAAAGAAUAUCUCUGUCUGUGCUGAGUACAUCAGUAAGAUCAAAGGGGUUCCCUUGGAAACGGUGAUGGAGGUGACGACACAGAAUGCCCUGCGCCUGUUCCCUAGGCUCAAGACAUUACUCAGAACCUGAACAACCAAGUCCGGGUUUCAAUCCAAGGCAUGUUACAUAGUAGUGCAUGGCUCUUGACCCCUGCCAUAAUCGGCAUCCACGUCUUCGGGGCCCGGGGAGCUGACAUGCACAGUGUUUACCGUGAAUGUGAUCUCCGCGAACGUCAGGGAAAUUUCCUUUCAAUGGUCAGCUAUCCAGUGCUCUGCUCUAUAAGAGGCCUUGGAUUGAAUCUCACCCUCUUGGGUGAAGUUCCUGAAAGUCACCACUGUGUCACCUUGGUGUUAUAUCAGCAAGGAUGUAGAGGGAAAUAAGGCAACCGAAAGGCCUACAAACUGAACAGCAUUUAUAAAGACUUUCAAGUUAGAGCUGCUUUUGGACUCUGUAUGCCUAGGAGUUGAGGUGUAGAGUUUAAAAAAACAAACUUUGAGAUUGAAAUGUUUCAGUAUUUAUGUUCAUAUCCAACAUAUGUUAUGUAACAAGCUAAAUAAAUAUGACAAAUGUAUUUCUUUAAAUAAAUAUGAUUAGAUUUCUUGUGCUACA
This is a messenger RNA of Oncorhynchus kisutch (coho salmon), 1467 nucleotides long. It is a transcript of the gene tatdn3l, whose product is annotated as putative deoxyribonuclease TATDN3. Lineage: Eukaryota; Metazoa; Chordata; Actinopteri; Salmoniformes; Salmonidae. Gene Ontology annotation, molecular function: hydrolase activity, acting on ester bonds. Bases 136 to 948 code for a protein of 270 amino acids. The record is from RefSeq and is a predicted model, not a curated record. The transcript is spliced from 9 exons.